Messenger RNA from Cottoperca gobio, 1839 nucleotides. It is a transcript of the gene h3f3c, whose product is annotated as H3 histone, family 3C. The transcript has 4 exons. Bases 170 to 580 code for a protein of 136 amino acids. The record is from RefSeq and is a predicted model, not a curated record. Gene Ontology annotation, cellular component: nucleosome. NCBI's taxonomy places the organism in Eukaryota, Metazoa, Chordata, Actinopteri, Perciformes, Bovichtidae. Gene Ontology annotation, molecular function: structural constituent of chromatin; protein heterodimerization activity; DNA binding.
CAGAUGCAUUGUGGGAGACAGAUGAUUGACGCGGCCGCCAUUUUGCUCCUGCUCUCUGCUUCCAUUGUAUGAGAGAUAGUAAAUAUCUGAAGCUGCCAGACAGCCACAACUCACUUGUAUCCUUGCGAAGAAAAAGCGCUAAAAUCACCCUGCGUGAUACUUCGUCGUCAUGGCUCGUACCAAGCAGACUGCUCGUAAGUCCACGGGAGGAAAGGCUCCCCGUAAGCAGCUGGCCACCAAGGCUGCACGCAAGAGUGCCCCCUCUACAGGUGGCGUCAAGAAGCCCCAUCGUUACAGGCCUGGUACCGUGGCUUUGAGAGAAAUUCGUCGGUACCAGAAGUCUACUGAGCUGCUGAUCCGUAAGCUGCCCUUCCAGCGCCUGGUGAGGGAGAUCGCUCAGGACUUCAAGACCGACCUGCGUUUCCAGAGCGCUGCCAUCGGAGCGCUGCAGGAGGCCAGUGAGGCGUACCUGGUGGGUCUGUUUGAGGACACCAACCUGUGCGCCAUCCACGCCAAGCGGGUCACCAUCAUGCCCAAAGACAUCCAGCUGGCACGCCGCAUCCGCGGGGAGCGCGCUUAGAUGUUUCACCCCUUUCUGUUUUUUCUGUCCCCCCGCCUGUCCAGCUUCUCAGUAGACUUUAGUGUAAUCCUGAUUAUGAAGAGAUAGAAAUAUGUUUAAGUCUGGUCUCUGGUUUUUUGUCUUCACCAAAUGUUUUAGGGUACCUUUUUUGUGCAUGUAAAAGGUUUUGCAGAUCAGACUCCCAUGUGCACACAUACUCAAACACUGACUUUAGAAAGCCCACCCUUGAGCUCACUUGGAUUCUUCCAGGGUGGGAGGCCAGCGGGUGUGGUUAGUGUGGCAAACGGACCUGAAGCAGAGGGACGGGGCCGAGGGGCUAGUCUGCUUAAGGGGAGCUGCAACUUCCACAGCAGGGUGCUAUUAAAGCUAGUCCUGAGGCCUCUGCCCCGUCUGAACACCUCCUGCCCAGUCCGUCCCUUUACACCCCGACUCCCCUCUCGCUCUGCAGCCUGACGGCUCGCUGUACCUUUUCAGACCAACCUCACCUCUGUCAUCUGCACUGGGAGGGGACGGCAGUCUGUGGGUCUGUCUGUGUGGAUGUGUGAGCUCUGAUCUUUCCAACCACUUGUACUCAACAAACAAUAGUAUUUUGGUUGCUUAAGAAUAUUGAUUAUCGUUGUGGAUAUGGUGUCUAUUUUUUUUACGCAUAUAUUCAUGGAUAAGCAUCUCUUUUCUUACCACUUCCAAAAUCAGCAAAUUUAAGAGAGAAAAAACAAUUGAUUUUUAUUUUAUUUUACAGGGAUCUGAUUUGCGAUAUAAAAUCAGUAAGGGCUUCUCUGUUUCCAAUGCAACUUCUAUUCUAAUGGCAGCCACAGAGCGGCGGUGGCUUACCAUCUCCUGCUCUAUUCAAUUGUUCACUGUAGGUCAGUCAUCACAUCUGCUUCUCUCUCUCUCUCUCUCUCUCUCUCUCUCUAUCUAUAUCUAUCUCUCUCUCUCUCUCUCUCUCUGUCUGUCUAUAUCUCUCUCCUCUCGCUCUGCCUCUGUCUCUGUCUCUGUCUCUCUCUCUAGGCUUUGGACUUGUCACAACAGUAUGAAUUGAUAUUAUCGUGAAAGUUAAACUCUGCAUGUUUCUCCUGUUCUGUAGAUCUGAACACAUAAUCUGUCCCUUUCUCAAAAUUUGUGAUACACAAUAUAACCUCAUAUUUGUUUUCUUUUAUAUUUUUCUUAUUCCUCGAGAUUUUCAAACGUAUAAAUAAGCUGAUCUUUGUAUUUUCCAAAUUUCUCAUAUUAUGGUGGUAAUAAAUAGGUGCUAAAACAAA